Molecule: messenger RNA, 2366 nt
Organism: Etheostoma spectabile (orangethroat darter)
Lineage: Eukaryota; Metazoa; Chordata; Actinopteri; Perciformes; Percidae
Gene: cyp7a1
Product: cytochrome P450, family 7, subfamily A, polypeptide 1
Exons: 8
Coding region: 323-1864 (513 amino acids)
Biological process (GO): cholesterol homeostasis; bile acid biosynthetic process
Molecular function (GO): steroid hydroxylase activity; iron ion binding; heme binding
Source: RefSeq, a predicted model, not a curated record
CAUACCAAUCGUCUGAAUCCGCCCUUUGGACGGGGGCAGGUAUAAAAACCAGACACUCACUGCCUGUCAUCACACGAGGUUGAACCGGCAUUCCUCCCACAGGCUGCUUGCAUCAUUUUCAGUGACCAGCAAUGCAUUUAUAGUCUCUGGGUUGGAAAACUCCAGAAACCUAGGGUAGCAUCUAUAUUCCAUUUUUAAAAAAACUUUUUUUCUAGGACUGUUGACUUAAAUGAAGCAGGCAACAGUUAGUUAAUCACAGUUCCUGUCAGUGUGGACCUCUAGUGGCGUUUAGUUUCCGCUCAUCAUCGUCAUCAACAACAUCAUGACCCUUAGCAUCGCUCUGAUCUGGGCAGUAGUGGUGGGAUUCUGCUGCCUUCUAUGGCUUGCUGUGGGGAUACGACGCAGGCAACCUGGUGAGCCUGCAGUUGAGAACGGCUUCAUCCCCUACCUGGGUUGUGCUCUGCAGUUUGGGGCCAACCCUCUUCAGUUCCUCCGCAGCCGCCAGAAGAAGUACGGCCAUAUUUUCACCUGCAAGAUCGCAGGCAAGUACAUCCACUUCCUGUGUGACCCCUUCUCUUACCAUUCAGUCAUCCGACAGGGGAGACACCUGGAUUGGAGGAAGUUCCACUUUGCAACAUCUGUCAAGGCAUUUGGCCACGACAGCUUUGACCCUCGCCAUGGCCACACCACGGAGAACCUUCACCAAACCUUUCUGAAGACGUUGCAGGGAGAGGCUUUGCCCUCCCUGAUAGAGACCAUGAUGGGCCACCUCCAGGACGUCAUGCUAAGGUCGGGCAAACUCAGCCCCGGCAAGGACCACUGGGAGGUGGAUGGCAUCUUUGCUUUCUGCUACAAGGUGAUGUUUGAGUCCGGCUACCUGACUCUGUUUGGUAAAGAGCUCGGUGAAGACAAGUGUCAGGCUCAGCAGGCGGCUCAGAAAGCCUUGGUGCUCAACGCUUUGGAGAACUUCAAAGAGUUUGACAAGAUCUUCCCUGCGUUGGUGGCUGGCCUCCCCAUCCAUGUCUUCAAGAGUGCCCACAGUGCCAGAGAGAACCUAGCAAAGACCAUGCACGCUGAAAAGUUGUCCAAGAGAGAGAACAUGUCUGAUCUGAUCUCCAUGAGGAUGAUCCUGAAUGAUUCCUUAUCUACCUUCAAUGAUGUGAGCAAAGCCAGGACCCACGUCGCUCUGCUCUGGGCUUCACAGGCAAACACCCUGCCUGCUACCUUCUGGAGUCUCUUUUAUAUGAUCAGGAGUCCCGAGGCUAUGAAAGGAGCUCGACAGGAAUUGCAGAAGAUUUUGGAGGAUUCAGGUCUGACGGUGGACCCUAGCGACCCCACACUGAACCUGACCAGGGACCAGCUGGACAACAUGCCUGUUCUGGACAGCAUCAUAAAAGAAGCCAUGCGUCUUUCCAGUGCUUCCAUGAAUGUACGUGUUGCCAAGGAGGACUUCCUGCUUCACAUGGACAACAAUGAAGCAUACCGUAUUAGGAAGGAUGAUGUCAUUGCCCUGUAUCCACCCAUGCUGCACUAUGAUCCAGAAAUCUUUGAGGAUCCUUAUGAGUACAAGUUUGACCGUUUCCUGGAUGACAAGGGUCGGGAGAAAUCCACCUUCUAUCGCAGCGGCCGGCGGCUGCGUUACUUUAACAUGCCCUUCGGCUCCGGCGUCACCAAAUGCCCCGGCAGAUUUUUUGCUAUGUAUGAGAUCAAGCAGUUUCUGACUCUAGUACUGUGCUAUUUUGAAAUGGAACUAUUGGACCCUGCUAUCAAAGCCCCACCUCUCGACCAAUCCCGUGCUGGUCUGGGAAUCCUCCAGCCUACUUAUGAUGUUGACUUCAAGUACAAACUAAAAUCGAACUACUGAGCACUUUGUCAGACAGAGUGAUUGAAGAACAUGUUGUACAUAGUGUAUAUGUUUUACAGUGUUAAUAUAGAUGCCUUGUAGUAUACUGUAUGUGAAUAGAUUGAAUUGUGUAUUUCUUGUUGCUGUAAUUUGCUGCUGAUGAACAUGUAUUCUGUACUUACAAACCUUUAGCCUUUCUGAUAGUGUUGUACUAAACACUUCCUGUCUCUGUUGGACCAGACAUCUGGCAUCUCAGAGUUAAUGUGCUGAGUAGCAUAUCCAGUUCCUGUGGACAGACCUAGAGUCAUAUAUAUUUAUAAAAUACAUGUUUUGUUUUUGCACGUUUGGCCCAUUUACCCAAAAUCUUCUGAAUUACUGCUAAUUGUUUUUUUGCACCUGACAGACAGUUGUUGUUCUGAAUAGAUUCCACUAUGCCCCACUACUGUGUCAUGGUUAUACAUAGUAUACUCCUUAAAUCAAUCUGCUUGAGAAUGUUGAGAUAAGAUAGGAGAACCUAUUUAAG